This is a messenger RNA of Paramuricea clavata, 2792 nucleotides long. The record is from the annotation of a GenBank genome assembly. Lineage: Eukaryota; Metazoa; Cnidaria; Anthozoa; Malacalcyonacea; Plexauridae.
AUGGCAACUUCUAUAUUAUUAAGAUGCCGAAACCCUGCACUUUCAGCACUAAGUUACCGGUUGUCCUUAUUGUUGUGGCAUGGAGGUGCUGAGAAACAGGUACUUUAUUUUCUUUAUAUUUGUAUUGCAAACAAACGGGCAAAACAUGCGGUUUUCAUUUCUUAAAAACGAGCAAGUAGAAUAGUACUCACUUAUCACAUAAUUUUACGAGGCGACAGUUAGGCAACUUUAUUCACACGGUUCAGUGUUUUCAUCUGGUUUACUCUAUCAACGUUUCUGUGAUUACAGUAGGAAUUUUGCAUAUGAAAUUGUAAGAAACAUAUGAAGCGACUAGGCAAGUGUUUUAACACUGAAUCAGUUAUUUAUCUAUAUUAUUUACCUAUGCAAAAUUCCUAUUGAGUAUUGUAUCACAAAAACUUUAAUAGAGUUUAACUAGCCUUUACUGAUUUCUGAGAUGUUCAAAUGGCUUCAACACUGUCUAAUUGACCAUGCUGAAGGUGUUUGAUCAAAGAACUAUAUUGAAUGAAUGUUUGAAAGUGUUUAGUUGAAAGUGUUUAGUUUAUUAACACCAUAAGUCCCAUAUUAAAAUGGUGAUAACAGGGAGAGGUUCCCCUAUAAGGGGUUCCCCUGGCGGAUUUCCUUGCUCUUCCUGGUGAUUAAUUUAAAAUUUAUACAGCCCUAAUGGUAGCCAUUAACAGAUGCUUAAUUGAUGUCAGCCAUAUUAACACAGUACUACUGCUUUAUAGCUAUUCAAAAGACUGAAUAGGUGGGGAAUUUCAAUGAGUCAUUGGAGAACUUUAAGGUUGAUGAAUUUGGCUUGAAUUUUGAUGAGCAAAUUAAGACAUGGAAACAAAUUCUUGAGCAUAGCCACAACCUUGAAUCAGCUGUUAGAUUCAUCCAGAGUAUCAAUAAAGAAGAGCUUGUUCCAACAAGCCUUGUUGGUCCACCAAUUAUCACAACUGAAUCUGUCAGUGAUAGUCAAAUAGCUAAUCCUUCAUUUCAAACUGAGUCACUACAUACAAAGUAUGGUAUUGAUGAGAACAUAUUAAAAGAGAAACUUAAAGCUAAAGGUGCAGUUGAAGGAAGAUUCAACGAGGCUAUCAUCGACGAAGUCAUGGAUAAACUUAGGAACUUGUGUAGUUCACAUGCUUCAUACGAAGAAAACCUAAAAUAUACUCAGAUGAAAAUUGAAUUGUCUCAUGCCCCUGGGUAUCAACUGACUGGAGACAAUGUGGACUUGUAUGUUAAGGUGAAGGACAUGUCAAGCACAAAUCAGAAUUCCAGUAUACAUUGGUUUAACAUAAAUGCUGUCGUCAACAGAGUGAAAAAUAAUCAGCUGAACAAUAACAAACCAAUCAUGUCCGUUCUUGAAAUGGAGAAUUCACAGUUUCUUCCAUCUGCUCAAGACAACGUUAACAUCCUUCAGGAUUUUAUUCCUCUUGUAAGUCGUGUUCUGGUAACCAAUAUUUCUGCAUUGCAACAAUUUAAGAAAUCAGUUGUUUGGCAUAUACCACACAAGUAUACCAACAAGAUGAAGCAGAAAUCUACCCAGGUGUAAUAUAUAGUAUAUGUAUAUUAUAUUUUUUUCAGUGAUAUAUAGACACCCAUCUGAUUGACAGGUAGAUAACUUGAUACAAGUAAAUUUGCGGCAGUUGAUUGAAAAAGGAUCUUUUAAUAUUUGUUGCAGAAACACUGGGAGCCUGCCAGAUUUUUUAGUUUUGUUGCUUGUCCCUGUGCAAGUCCAAAUACUUUUGGUUAAUACAUUAGACUGGUGGCUUAAAUUGUAGAUAAUAAUUAAAUUAAGUAAGCAAAGAGAUGUGUAAUUGAUCUCAAACUUUUGUCAAUUUGACUUAUCAAUUUAAAAGCUAUUGAGUAGGUAAAUAGGGUUAUACUCCAGGGUGUGAUAAUUCACGAUUUUUAGUCAUACCUCACUGGUACGCCAAUGAUUAUUGCUGCUUACUAAUGAGCUGCAUGCAUGAUUAAAACUCAAGAUGUUAGUUAGUCUUUAAAAUGAAGUACACAAAGUACAGGUUUCUGAAAUGUAUUCAUUCAGCAACCUGAAAAAUAAUAAGUAGUGCAGUUCCAUAUAUACAAAUACUACAAUCGACUCGAUCUAACAUUGCUUAGUCCAGUCAUGUUUCAUGCCAAGACAUGUCAGUCAUGUACUGACUUUAUUACAGUUUUUAAUACAUUGGGUUUGGAAAAUCGUAUGGCACCAACAAAAAGUAAGUACGCAGAUAGCAAGAGUUCUGCAUACCUACAUGGUACUUGGCUAACAAAUAUGUACCAGACCGUAAUGUUGGCGUACCUCUGGUACGUAAGUAUGUGAAUUAUCACACCCUGGUUACUCAGGUUACUGCAUCAGUUGCAGCUAUGAACUUGGCAUUUACAUAUAUGCCAAGAUUUACAUUAUUAAUCUUCUGUUCAUUAAUGUCAUGUUGUAGGUACCUGUUGGACUAUUAUUUAAGAAUGAGAACAUAAAUGAAGAAAUGAUAGACAUUCUUCAAACAAUUCACAACAAAUAUCUACCUGUAAGCACCCAUACGAAAAGUUACAGCCUGACUGAGCAAGAUUCUGGCCAGAAUCUGGCCAUAAACCAAUUAAAGCAGCGGAAAUUGAGCGAGACGCAACCAGACAUUGGUUUUGUCUCGCUGCCCGUUAUGAACGAGACAUUUGUAUCGCCUGUUUAUGGCUGCAAAUUUGGCCUGAAUGAGCGUGACAUCGCAAGACAAAUUGUCUCGCUCAAACGAGACAAUUGUCACGCUGCUUUUACAGCGAAACAUGGACGAUAA